CAACAGAUCAUAUUUUCUCGCUUGUUUUCCCAUGAUGCGUUGAGGUAUGCUCCACCGGAGAGAUAUCGAGUUCGGAGUCUCAAAGAUCUGAUUGCGAGGAUCGAAGCCAGUAUUGAAGAUUGGGACGCCCAUGUAAGCUGUCGUCCAACUGGAGUAACACAUGAUGGACCCCGUGCAAUGUCCGGACACUAUGUAAACUGACACUUGGCCUCAAGGAGGUUUCCGAAGAUCUUAUGAACGCCCUCGCCCAGUUCUUAGCUUCUCCUCUACCCCCCGAGUCGACGUCCGUCCAACGAAAGUCUUUCGUCACCUAUCAUCUCUCGCAUCUGUCUUGUAGUAGAGCCGAAGUCCCAGACGGCAUAGACUCCAUUCCCACGAUAACGUUACUCGAGUCACGGACGCUCAUAGCUGCCUCUGGGACAACUGGACUACGGACGUGGGAGGCAUGUCUCCAUCUCGGGCAGUAUCUUUGCACGAAUCCAGACAUUAUCAGAAAGAAACGUGUGCUAGAACUUGGCGCUGGGACGGGAUACCUGACCAUUCUUUGUGCCAAAUAUCUUGACGCCGCUCGAGUGAUUGCCUCGGACGGUUCCGAUGACGUGAUCAACAACCUCCCGGAAUCUUUCUUCCUUAAUGACCUGCAAAGGGACGAUGCAGUCAGCGUUAUGGACCUGAAAUGGGGCCAUGCAGUUGUCGGCUCCGAGGGUGAGCAAUGGAACGGUGGCGACGCGAUUGAUGUCAUCCUCGGGGCGGAUAUUACAUAUGACCAGCGGGCACAUUCGGCGCUCAUUGGAACAGUAGUCGAUCUGCUCUCUAUGUUUCCUGACGCAGAGGUCCUAAUAUCGGCGGCAGAGCGCAGCCAGGAGACGCACGCCUCGUUCCAAAUAAAGUGCCGACAAGCCGGCCUUGGUUUGUCUGACGUUGACUUUCCAGCUCCCCCGAAGGAGCUCCAGAUGGGACCGUUCUGUAGCGAUGCUGUGCCUCUGCGAAUAUGGAGGAUCUUCACGUCGCAAGUACAUGACUGUGUAAAUUAACAACGAUAUUGUGUGCAUUAGCCCCCUCGACGGGCUCGUUGCUAUCGGAUGCGUCCUGCACCAUCAGUGCGGAUCCAAUUCCUUCGAUUGCGUGGCAGGACGUAGCAAGGUCCGUGAGGAACUUGGCACGGAAGUUAACCGUAGCUACUAAGGCCCUGUAUUCUUGUUAGACACAUGGUAAGGGGAUGAUUUGUGGCGAAGUCAAUGAGGUAAGUG
Molecule: messenger RNA, 1250 nt
Organism: Sodiomyces alkalinus F11
Lineage: Eukaryota; Fungi; Ascomycota; Sordariomycetes; Glomerellales; Plectosphaerellaceae
Exons: 1
Coding region: 234-1034 (266 amino acids)
Source: RefSeq, a predicted model, not a curated record